This is a messenger RNA of Musca vetustissima, 2028 nucleotides long. RefSeq lists its product as uncharacterized. The coding region runs from base 4 to 2028 and encodes 674 amino acids. The transcript has 2 exons. Gene Ontology annotation, cellular component: nucleus. Gene Ontology annotation, molecular function: exonuclease activity; nucleic acid binding. Lineage: Eukaryota; Metazoa; Arthropoda; Insecta; Diptera; Muscidae. The record is from RefSeq and is a predicted model, not a curated record.
GUUAUGCAGACACUGUCAGCCAAACAAUUGGAACGUAAAGAACGUAAGAAACAAAAAUUGGCCGCUUUGGCAAACUUAAUCAAGUCGAACGAUAAAGACAGGAAGGAACAAGUGGAGGAAAAGGAGGACGAUACAAUGGCUAAGGCAGAUAAGGAUAAUGAGGUGAUAAAUGACCAGCCGGAGGGUGACAAUGAUGGUUUCACAAAGGUAACAAAUAAAAAGAGCAAAAAGAAAUCCAAGUCAAAUAGUGAUGAGGAACCGGCAGUUAAGAAAUCAAAACAAGAAAACGGAGACAAUGAAAAUGGACAAAUGGAAAAUGUACAACUUACUGAAGAUCAGUAUAAACAAAUACAAAAGGAACUGCGUGAAAGAAAACGCGCAUUGGAAAGUGUUCCAUAUCUGAGAAUGCGUGAAUCUGGCGAAAAGGCUCUACUAUGUUAUAAAGACACAGAAAGACGUCCAAUAUUCCUAACAGAUAUUCAGCAUUUAGUAAUGUCAGCUUUACUGGGUAAAAAAUCACCAUGUAAACCAGAUCGUUGGUGUUUUUUCGACAAACCAGAACAAGUAUCACACACUGUUGUCCUGUGCCUCGAUGGCCUUUCGCUGUUCCACUAUCUCUCCAACAAGAGUAAAUUUGAGAAAAUCGAUAAUAUUUUCGAUAUAGGUUUAGAUGUCCUUAUGCCACCCAACACAAAAGAAGACGGUUUCCUUAUGGCAGAGGAAUUGGUGCAAGUACCAAUGACAAAUGUACAAGCGUAUAACCUUAUAACGAAAUAUGGCUCUCUGGAAGCGGCCAUAGCAUUGAAGAAAGAUCCAACAUUGAUACUGAAAUCUAUAUUUCCAGUGGAGAACUCUAAAGACGACAAAGAAUCAGACGAUGUCCAUCCAGAGGAUAAAUUUCCCAGAACUAAGCUGCUCUUAUCAGCUUUGCAAAUGGUCGAAGAAGGUUACCCAAUGCCCAUGAAAGGAGAGCUUAGAAAGCAAUACAAUUCAUACGUACUUACUAGUGAAAAAUAUGCUCCCGUUACCAAUCGUAGCCCACUUUUCGGUGUGGAUUGUGAAAUGUGUCACACAACAAGUGGCGUAAACGAAUUGACUCGAAUUUCCAUAGUAGAUGAAAACUGUCAAACUGUCUAUGAGUCGAUGGUGCGCCCAGACAAUAAAAUCAUCGAUUAUUUGACUCAAUUUUCUGGCAUUACAGAGGAAAUGAUGAGGAGUGUGACAAAGAAACUGUCACAAGUGCAAAAAGAAGUCCGAGAAGUACUUCCAAAUGAUGCCAUCUUAGUGGGCCAUUCUCUGAAUUUCGAUUUGAAUGCCAUGAAAAUGAUGCAUCCCUAUAUUAUUGACACAAGUGUCUGCUUCAAUAUAACAGGCGGCAGGGCAAAAUCAAAGUUGAAGACACUUGCUCUGGAGUUCUUAAAGGAAAAUAUUCAGGCCAAUGUUGCCGGUCACGAUUCCACUGAAGAUUCAAUUUCCUGUGUUAAACUGGUCAAACUGAAGUUGAAAAACAGUCUGGAAUAUGGUGAUGAGAUUUUAUUGCAAAAGAAGAGAUUGCAAGAGAUAAUGUUGGCUGCCAGUGGUGAAGCUGUAAGGAACAACAUGUUGGCUCAUGCCUCGAAACGAGACAAACGAACGGCCAUAAUAACAAGUAAACCCCUACCAAAUAUUGUACAAGAUUUACUUCAAAAAGCCGAAGAAGCCUUCCCCAACGAAUCGGGCAAAGUUGUAGCGGUUAAUGAGGUUGGGUCGAACAAAGAAGCAGUACGCAAAUGUAAGGAAAUCUUAUUGGAAAAUGCCCUAACCAUAUGUAAUCUGAAAAUUGCACAAGAAGAGUUGCUUGCGGCUACAUUUGAAGAUACCAUUGAAAAGGUGAACAAAUGGGUUUCUAAAAUCUACAAAUCCAUGGCACACAAAGGACUGCUUAUACUUCUAAUGGGUGGAGCUAAGGAUUGUUCUUCCGGUGUGGCGAAAAUUUGUAUAAAGAAAAAUAAAGCUGAAGUUGCUGCCGAACAUGAGUUGUCUGUUUAA